This is a messenger RNA of Clupea harengus (Atlantic herring), 1657 nucleotides long. Its product is annotated as UBA-like domain-containing protein 1. The transcript is spliced from 4 exons. Bases 175 to 627 code for a protein of 150 amino acids. The record is from RefSeq and is a predicted model, not a curated record. NCBI's taxonomy places the organism in Eukaryota, Metazoa, Chordata, Actinopteri, Clupeiformes, Clupeidae. Gene Ontology annotation, molecular function: protein binding.
GAUUCUUUCGGUUCGCUGCAGUCAGUUGUCAGUCAGGGGGCGCCGAGGACACUGGUAGCCUACUUAAAACAUUAUCGUUGGUUCAACCGGCAAUGGUGGCUGGGUGAAAAAGACGACACUUUCAACCUCUUCGAUUCAAGACUCCAACACUGAUAUUUAAACAUCAAAAGAAUUAUGGACGAAUUAAAACACCAGGUCAUGAUUAAUCAGUUUGUUCUGACUGCUGGUUGUGCGGCAGACCAGGCAAAGCAGCUUUUACAAGCGGCACACUGGCAGUUCGAGACUGCUCUCAGCACAUUCUUUCAAGAAACGAAUAUACCGUACAACCACCAUCAAAUGAUGUGCACUCCAACAAACACGCCUGCGACGCCACCCAACUUCCCGGACGCGCUCGCCAUGUUCUCGCGCCUCAAGGCCUCCGAGAGCUACUCCGCGGGCAGCCCCCGGGGGUCAAUGGCGACCUCCCCGCCUCCUCAGGUCAACUGGGCCAUGAGCCCCCCAGCCUCCAGCCCGCAGGACCUGUGGACCGCCCCCUCCCAGACGGCCCCGCUGGGCUGGCCUGCAGCCGUCGCCCAGCAAGCCUCUCCGGAGCAGAUGGCCACCAUGGCCAUGGAGGCCGAGAGAUGAGGGCCUGCAGCAGGAGGCCACACACUACUGGGAGGAUGGUCCUCUUCGUGGUGUGGGCGAGGGCCAGCGCUGGGAUGGAGAUCUUUGCCAUGUGGAUAAGCACUGAAGAGGAAUGGGAACAGUAUACGACGAAAAGGGUGGGGUGGGGUGGGGUGGGGUGGGGUGGGGUAAACCUGCAGGGUUGAUGGGACAAACACAGGGUGCCUCAAUGCAUAGAAGAACAUUUUUUAAAUUUUUUUUUUUUUUUAAUUUUAAAGAUUUUUUUUUUUCCCAUAGUAUGAAAAUGGAGAACAACACAAAGAAACAUAAUGGACUUGAUGACGUUCUCAUGGUGGACUCCUCUGCCAUAUGAACGUGUGCUCUUGCACUGUUGUCUUCUCAGUUCUCUUCCACUACUGUGUGCACUGCGUUAGAACAGGGUGUUUCCUCAGCUUUUUAAGUUUGGACAUGUUUUCAAAGUGAAAUCAUGCGCUGUGUGUGUGUGUGUGUGUGUGUGUGUGUGUGUGUGUGUAUGUGUGUGUCUGUGUGUGUCUGUGUGUGUGUGUCAGUGUGUGUCAGUGUGUGGUGUCAUUCAUCAUCAUCCACAUGAACAUAUCUUCAGUUGCAAUGAUUCAUCGGGCCUAGUUUUCCUCUGAAGCCCCGUCACCCAAAAAAUUCCUAUGCUAUCAGCAAGAUUGGCUUUUCUUAUGAAUUGAUCAGAAACCCCAGAGCUACUGUAAGGACUCAAAUAAUACUGGGCCUUGUUUAGUUUAUGAGUUAAGGUGGUUUGUAUUAAUGAUCUUUUUAUAGCAACAAGAAAGCAAAAGGUUAAGAUGAAUAUUAUUUGUAGCACUGUCUUGAUGCAGUGGUCGAGCACUGAUGGUUCUGAUGUAAUUUGCAGUUUGCAUUUCUUCAUUUUUCACAUUUGUAAAGGCAGAUUAGCAGUUGACAACUUUGUAUGACCAUUGAAACCACUUUCCACAAUAUUUGUGGAUGGCCUUCAUUAAUUUAUCAAUGUUCUGUUUGUGACAAUAAACAUGGUAUACAUUAA